UUUCGCAAGCAAAUACGGUCUCCAGUCAUCCCACCAAUGCCAGCACAGCGGCUAAGGGGAUGGUGACGGCGCCACCUGUUGACAGGAAUGCACAGUAUUUCUACUGCCCGCCCGUGCAGGACACGUCAGUGGUAGUACCAAUACCCGAGGCAGACUACAGCCUGAGUUUUAUAGCUACAGGGGCGGAUGAACCCACGUCUCUUGAUGCGGACCAGAUCAAGAUCUCGUUGGACGACGAUGACUCGGAUGGAUCGGGUGAGGUACCGCUGCCGCCCCCUAUGCUUCCCAUGCUUAUCAACCCCUCGGCAAAGUCAACGGGAGGCGUGCCGUCGCCUUUCAUCGACACGACUAUUGUUGAGCAGGUGCCUGCCAGGGAGCCCAGGCCCGACGCCAAACCUAUCCGAAGUGCACUUAAGAGGGCAGGUGCGCCGGGCAGCCCUCAGCCGGCGGCCCGCGGCGGCCCAGGCCUGCGCGAGCCGCCCAGCCCCAAGACCGUGUCGAUAGGCGGAGCCGGCCGCCAGCCGAGUCCGAAGCUCGUUGCCGCGGCGAUGCAGCGCAACGGCGCGAUGCCUAGUCCGAAGCUGCCGGUGGCGGCGAUACUCACGUCGCCGGCCGGCCGCCAGCCCGCACCCGCCGCCCGCCAGCCCGCACCCGCCAGCACUGCCGCCGUCAAGUUCACCGCCGCUGCAGAAUCUCCUGGGCGGACGAAGCCUCAGGUAGCGGCGAAGCCUCGCUUUGCGGCGGACAGCGGCGAGAACAAGGAGAACGUGAGGGUCUAUCGUCCGCGCGUCGUCAUCCGCAACCCGGCCAAGUACGACAACGACGACACCGACGAUGAGGAUGUACCAUACAGGGACGACGACGACGACGACGAUGAUGAUGACAGCAACCCCACCUACACUCCGUCUGCCAUCCGAGGUCGGAAGGCUUGA
This is a messenger RNA of Priapulus caudatus, 932 nucleotides long. RefSeq names its product predicted GPI-anchored protein 58. NCBI's taxonomy places the organism in Eukaryota, Metazoa, Priapulida, Priapulimorpha, Priapulimorphida, Priapulidae. The transcript is spliced from 5 exons. The record is from RefSeq and is a predicted model, not a curated record. The coding region runs from base 60 to 932 and encodes 290 amino acids.